CCAGUGGACCCUCGCGGGCCAGGUGUGGGACCCCGUCAUCCUUCCCGGCUUCGCAGAGAGGUCCUCGAGUGGUGAGUAUGCGGAACAAGCCUGUUUUGAGAACCAGGAGGAGACGCCGACCACGGGGGGCCCAGAAUCCAGGGCACCCUCCCCAGAGUGAGGCAACACCUGGGAGGUUCCCUCCCACCACCACCAUGGCUACCGGGGGUGGUUUCGACUGCCCGCCCCCUCCUCCUCCUCCUCCCCCCAACAACAACAACAACAACAACAAGCCCAAGAACUCCUACGUGCCCAACAACAACCAGCGUCGCCGCCGCCGCCAUGGCGAGAUCCCUGAAGAGACCAGAGUCCCCAGAGAACAGGUGGUCAGACCAAUGAUGAGGAACAACAGCCUGCACACCCAGGUGGAGAUGUUCCCAGGCCAUAACCACAAUCUCCACAGUCUCCACAGUCUUCACAGUCUUCGCAGUCCUCGCAGUCCUCGCAGUCCUCGCAGCCUUCGCAACCCUCGCAACUUCCGUGAUCACCUGGACGUCCAAGUUGAACGAGAACCUCAACAGGUUCGGUUCUGGGUCCGUCCAGAAGACAAUGAAGAUGACCUUGCGCUCCAGGGUGCUGCAGCCCCCCCUCUUCCAACACUCGUCUUUGACGAUGAUGAGCUUGAAGACCUUCCUGAGAGGUUUGAUGGCAACCCUGACAUGCUGGGUCUGUUCAUUUCCCAGUGCCAGACCUUCAUGGAGAGGAGCACCAGAGAUUUCUCUGAUGAUCGUAUCCGUGUAUGCUUCGUGACAAGCAUGCUGACCGGCCGAGCCGCCCGCUGGGCUUCUGCUAAGCUGGCACGAUCCGCUUACCUGAUGGAAAACUACCGUGCAUUUAUGAUGGAGUUGAAGCAUGUCUUUGAAGACCCUCAGAGACGUGAAGCUGCCAAGCGCAAGAUAAGACGUCUGCGCCAGGGCUUGGGAUCUGUUGUUGAGUACGCCAACUCAUUCCAGAUGGUUGCCCAGGAUCUGGACUGGAAUGAGACUUCUCUAAUUGAUCAGUUCCUUGAAGGCCUCAACGAACAAAUUCAUGAGGAGCUGUCUCGCCACGAGCUCCCAAGCACCCUGUCGGCUUUGAUCAGUCUCGCCAUUCACAUUGAGAGAAGACUUGCCCGUGCUGCUGCUGCUGCUCGCAAGCCCCGAUCUAAUCCACCCAGGGCCCUGGUGAUGCCUCAGAACCACCAUCCUGAUCCUACUGAGCCCGUGGGAGGUGCCCGCAUGCGCCUGACCCAGGAAGAAAAAGAAAGACGCCGCAAAAUGAACUUAUGUCUCUACUGCGGCAGUGGAGGCCACUACGCUGAGAACUGUCCAGCGAAGGGCUCCAAAAAUUCACUCGGGAAACUCCCCGGCCCCGCUGUAGAGGGACCUGCAGCGACUGGGCCAGAACGAACAAGGUCCCUACCCCCCGAGGCUCCGACUCCGCACCUGCAAGUGAUGCUCCAGAUCCAUAUCCCGGGCCGACCCACCCUGUUUGUCCGAGCUAUGAUUGAUUCUGGCGCAUCCGGCAACUUCAUCGAUCAAGACUUCGUCAUCCAAAAUGGGAUUCCUCUAAGAAUCAAAGACUGGCCAAUCAUGGUGGAAGCGAUAGAUGGGCAUCCUAUAGCCUCGGGCCCAAUUGUUCUAGAAACACACCACCUGAUUGUUGACCUGGGUGACCACCGAGAACUACUGUCUUUUGAUGUGACUCAGUCUCCGUUCUUUCCCAUCGUCCUGGGAAUUCGUUGGCUGAGCACACACGACCCGCACAUUACCUGGAGCACACGCUCCAUUGUCUUCAACUCUGACUACUGCCGAUUUCGCUGCCGGAUGUACUCCCAGAUACCUCCAGCUCUGCUGCUACCACCUUAUCCUCCACAUCCACCGUUCUUCUACCACGUGGAUGGAUACAGAGUUAUCUACCCUGUGAGGUAUUACUACGUCCAGAAUGUGUACACACCUGUGGAUGAGCACGCCUACCCGGGUCAGCGGCUGGUUGACCCCCACAUAGAGAUGAUCCCUGGAGCUCACAGCAUUCCCAGCGGACAUGUGUACUCGUUGACUGAAUCUGAAAUGGCUGCCCUGCGAGAAUUCGUUGACAGGAACGUGAAGAAUGGACUCAUAAUUCCGACCGUCGCUCCCAACGGAGCCCAGGUCCUGCAAGUGAAGAGAGGGUGGAAACUCCAAGUCACGUACAAUUGCAGAGCUCCACACAACUGCACAGUUCAAAAUCAGUACGUUCGCAUGACUCUUCCAAACAUGGCAGACCAUGCACACCUGGCAACCUAUGGUGAAUUUGUCCCUCACGCUCAAGGAUACCACCACCAUCAUCACAAUAUCCCUGCCUAUGCCACCUACGCAGGUCAUCAAGUGAUGUUUGCAUGGUACCCAGUGGGACGAGAUAUACAUGGAAGAAUGAUCCUCACCCCUGUUGUGAUCACCUGGUGUCCACAUUGGUACCGCCAUCAUCCUCAUCCGGUACCCCAGUAUCCUCCUCCGCCGCCUCCGCCUCCGCCGCCUCCGCCGCCACCUCCACCACCUCCAUCCUACAGUACCAUGUAGACACCUGUCGUGACCUUCGGAGUGUCUCUGCCCUCAACUUUACCGUGUGCGGCUUCUCAAUCAAUGAC
Messenger RNA from Arvicola amphibius (Eurasian water vole), 2644 nucleotides. RefSeq names its product paternally expressed 10 (gene Peg10). Gene Ontology annotation, molecular function: nucleic acid binding; zinc ion binding. Gene Ontology annotation, cellular component: cytosol. The record is from RefSeq and is a predicted model, not a curated record. Lineage: Eukaryota; Metazoa; Chordata; Mammalia; Rodentia; Cricetidae.